UUACUGGGUUUCCUUAACAUGCAUAAUUGAGUUUGAAAAAAGAGAAACGUAUCUCUUCCGGUUCUGACUUCCAACCAUAACUGUCCCCUGAAACAACCAACAAAAUCCCUGUUACUGAAACUUCAAAAAACCCUUUGUUUUGACAAUGGGACUCACAAGAGUUCUUCCUCUCGUGUCUAGAGUUUCUCCACUCUACUCUUCCGCUCUCUUUCACUUGCUUCCCAUUUCCAUGUCUCUGUCUUCUUCUCCCAUUGAUUCACCCUCUCUUCCAGCCUUUCGUCCACUCGUCACCAUUUCCACCGUCGUCUCAGCUUCCUCCCAACCCCAAGAUGCGUCGACACCUUCGUACUCAAAGAUGAGUCAGACUCGGUGGAAGCCCAUGUGUUUGUACUACACACAAGGAAAGUGCACUAUGUUGGAUGAUCCUAUGCAUAUGGAGAAGUUCAACCACGACUGCUCUUGGGAUCUUCAAGUUGAUGUUUCCAACUUAAAUAAAAUGUGUCCUCAGAAUUCAGAUUUCUUCCUUGUGCUGGAUUUGGAGGGUAAGGUUGAAAUUCUUGAGUUCCCUGUUGUGAUGAUUGAUGCCAAAACCAUGGAAGUGGUUGACUUUUUCCACAGGUUUGUGAGACCCGCAUUAAUGGGUGAACAAAGGAUAAAUGAGUACAUUGAAGGCAAAUAUGGAAAAUUUGGAGCCGAUGGUGUCUGGCAUGAUACAGCUAUACUAUUCACAGAUGUUAUUGAACAAUUUGAGGCUUGGUUGACUCAUCAUCAAUUGUGGGAAAAGCAUUCGGGUGGUUCUCUUAACAGAGCUGCAUUUGUAACAUGUGGAAACUGGGAUUUAAAGACAAAGGUCCCUCAGCAAUGCAAAGCAUCAAUGUUGAAGCUUCCCUCAUAUUUUAUGGAGUGGAUCAAUCUCAAAGAUGUGUAUCUUAAUUUCUACAAGAGAAGGGCCACAGGAAUGAUGACAAUGAUGAAAGAACUCUGUAUCCCCUCGUUAGGAAGUCACCAUCUCGGCUUUGAUGACACGAAGAACAUUACGAGAGUAUUACAACGCAUGCUCGCCGAUGGUGCACUAAUAUCAAUUACUGCCAGGAGGAAGCCUGAUCAUCAUGAUGAAGUUGAAUUUCUAUUCAAAAAUAGAAUAAGUUGCAAAAUUGCUCUUUCGCAACCCAUGAAGGUCUACAGUUCGAUUCAACUUUGAUAGUAACCAAGGCAAAGCUCUACAAUGAAAAUGAUCCUCCCCUACACACAGGGCAUGGUCCUUAAAACCUACUCACCAAUCCCACCUUAUGAUAUUAUAUAUAAUAAAUUUAGAAAUUUAUCAUGUUUGUGUAAAAAUUGAACCAAUUAAAACAUUAUAUAUAAUUCUAAUUGUAUUGUGCUA
Molecule: messenger RNA, 1384 nt
Organism: Humulus lupulus (European hop)
Lineage: Eukaryota; Viridiplantae; Streptophyta; Magnoliopsida; Rosales; Cannabaceae
Exons: 7
Coding region: 146-1201 (351 amino acids)
Biological process (GO): exonucleolytic trimming to generate mature 3'-end of 5.8S rRNA from tricistronic rRNA transcript (SSU-rRNA, 5.8S rRNA, LSU-rRNA)
Molecular function (GO): 3'-5'-RNA exonuclease activity; nucleic acid binding
Source: RefSeq, a predicted model, not a curated record